AAAAUAGAAAGCGCGCUUCUCCAAAAUUGUUACCGCAUAUUUAGUUCCCUCUUCACCUUCUAAAUUCAUAUGUCUAUUCACUGUUCACACCAAGGAAUAUUGAUCAUCAUCAAUUUUGUUCUCACCAUGGAAGUAACAAACAACUCCAUAUUGAUCAUCGAUUUUCGUUCUCACCAAGGAAUAUUGAUCAUCAUCGAUCAUCGAUUUAUUGGGUAUUCUUCAUCAUCAUCAAUUUCGUUUUCGCCACAUUCGUGUAUUUAGGAUAAAAGAUGGGGUACAAUCAAUAUGAUAAACCUAACCCAGAUUGUGUUCAUUUGAUGGUACAUUUUGAUGGAGAAGCUAGCAAGCCGAUUUUGAAUGUUGACCCUGACCGAUACUCUUACUUUGAUUUGGUUGACGACGUUAACGAGUUGGCUACAGAUGUUGGGUGCAAGGAUUCAAGUUUGUCGGUAAGCCUUUGUUUUUUUCAUCCUGGUAGUCAAGGCAAAAUCCCCAUUAAAACUGAUUCAGAUGUUCUUGACAUUUUUAAGCUAAAUAAUAUGCGUAGUUGUAUCCAUGUGUAUGCUGCAUUAUUAAUGUUAAAUAUGCUUGGAUCUCAACCCCAAAAGCUAGCUCAAAGGGUGAGGUUGCCCUCACAUAUUUAUACACUUCACAUCCCGGGAACCUAAGCAAUGUGGGACUUCAAACAAUCUCCAACAACACAACAACAUAUUCAACACCCACCCUCACGCCUAGCGUGGUCCCUCACGCCUAGCGUGGUCCCUCACGCCUAGCGUGGUCCUGGGUCAAAUGCCCACAUUGCAGUCUUUAACCCGAUUCUGAUACCAUGUUAAAUAUGUUUGGAUCUCAUCCCCAAAUUAAAUCAUCAUCAUGAAGAAACUGAAGUUCCUAGGCAGAUUGUUGAUACAAUAAUUAGUGACUCUGAUAUUGAGUGGGAUGGUGAUGAACUUGAACAAAAUGAAAGUGAAGAAACUAAUUCAAGUUCUAGUGACAUAAAUGAAGAAUGGAAAAAUGAAAUCAAUAUUGAUGAGCUUAGUGAUUACGAAGAAAAACAUGAUGUUAUUGUUACUGAUCAGAAUUCAGAUGAAGAUAAGGUGCCGAUUUAUGUUGAUAGAGGUAUGAAAGGAAGGAUAUUCGAACCUCUUUGUGAUGGAAAAGUUGAAUUAGAAGCAGGUUUAUUGUUUGUUGAUGUGAAUGAGUUUAGAACAUCCCUUAGAGAUUUUGUUAUACAAGAGGGAUUUGAGAUUAAGAGGAUUAAAAAUGAAAAGGCAAGGGUAACCGCUAUAUGUGUUGCAGAUGGUUGUAGUUGGCGCAUCCAUGCCUCUCCUACACCGGAUGGAAAAACAUAUAAGAUUAAGACAUACAACCCUACUCAUUCUUGCAUAUGAACGUCAAAGAAUUCAAAUGCUACAUCUACUUGGAUUGCAAAGAAGUUAGAAAGCAAGAUAAAAGCUGACCCUGAUAUAAGUUAUGCAAUUAUGAAACAAGAAUUGUUGGAUAGCUAUGGAAUAGAACCAAGUAAUGUAGCUCAACUUUAUCGUGCAAGAAAAAGGGUCAGACAAGACACCAAAGGGGUUCAUGCACCUUCAUAUAAUGACUUGCCAGUUUGGGCCAAUCUUGCUUUGGAGAUAAAUCCUGGUUCUAUAAUAAAACUACAAUUGGAACCCAAAAUCAACAACAAUCCAGAGUUUAAAAGAUUUUUUGUUUGCCUAAAUGCAAUGAAAAGUGGUUUUGUGAGAGGUUGCAGGCCUUGGUUUGGCAUUGAUGGGUGUCAUUUAAAAGGACCAUACGGGGGGGGGGGGUUACUAUCAGCUGUGGCAGUUGAUGGAAACAAUGGCGUGUUUCCAAUUACAUUCGCUGUUGUGGAAGUUGAGUGCAAAGACUCAUGAAAGUUUUUUUUGUCCUUAUUGGGUGAUGCUCUGAGAUCUGUUCUCGAAUGGCAAGAUAAGCAUGUGACAAUCAUGUCUGAUAUGCAAAAGGGAUUGCGAAAUGCAGUUGUAGAAACUUUUCCGUAUGCCAAACACUGGUAUUGUUGUAAUCAUCUGUUAAACAAUUUCAAACUCAAUUUCAAAACAUUGCUUCUUAGUACACAAUUUUGGGCCGUUGCAAUGGCAUAUAAUGAGUUUUUGUUUGACAAAGCCAUGGACAAACUCACGAAAGUUAGUAAUGAGGCUGUAAAUUGGUUGCUAGAUCCGGAAAGGCCUAAAAGCAUGUGUGCAAGACAUACUAUUGACUCUGAGUGCAAAUCUGAUCAUGUAACAAAUAAUGUUUCAGAGUCCUUUAAUAGUUGGUUGAGUGAUGACAGAAAAAAGACAAUUUUGUCAAUGAUUGAGUCAAUUACUUGUAGGUUGAUGGCUAGAUUUCAAACAAGGUUUGAAAAAGCAUGUGAUUUUGAGAACAUUAUCACACCUAAGAUUAGAAAGGAGCUUGAUACUAAAAUGCAAGAUGGAAGAAUGUGUAAACUCACAUAUGCAGGUGAUGAUGAGUUUCAAGUGAAAGAUGGUUAUACCACCUUUGUGGUGAACUUGAGAUUUAGAACAUGUGGUUGUGAUUAUUGGAGGGUGUCUGGUUUGCCUUGCAAACAUGCAUGUGCAUGUAUUGCAUACAAGAGAGAAAAUGUAGAACUAUUUGCUGAUAAUGUGUAUACUACUAAAGUUUAUUGCUUAUGUUAUAAUGAGAUUAUACAUCCCAUGCCUGAGUUAGACACAAAAAAUAGAGGCAGCUAUGGGAAUAUUGAUCCUCCUGUAUUGAGGAGACUUCCAGGUCGACCAAGAAUUAAUCGAAAGAGAAGUGUGAUCGAAGGUCCAGGUGAUCCUCAGGAUGCAAGAAGAUCAAACACAGUUAGAUGUGGAAAUUGUAAGAAUUUGGGCACAACAUAUUGGGCUGUCAAAGAGAUAAAACUCAAAAACAGAAAAAAUUGAAGGUUCGACGUAAAAAAAAUAGUAGCGUUGCCAAUGCAAACAUGCAAAAGGCGACAAUGGAAAGUCAUCAUGGAGCUGCAAGUCAAGAUCACUCGGGAAAUAGCCAAGUUACUCAUGAGAAUGCUGACUAACACUCGUGAACAAGAAGACAAUCUUGCUGUAAACUUUUUUGAAGAUAUGAUGUAGAUGACUUUGGGGAUAUAUUUUGAUGGAUAUUUUGAUUUUAGAGAUAUUUUGAAGAUAUGCAUAUGAUUUUGGAGAUAUUUUGAUGGAUAUUCACUUUUUUUUUGGGAAUAUGAUGUAUAACUGUUUGAUAGUUAAAAUUCUGAUAUAUUUUUAUGACAAAUUUGAGUUUAUCAGU
This is a messenger RNA of Trifolium pratense (red clover), 3282 nucleotides long. RefSeq lists its product as uncharacterized. The record is from RefSeq and is a predicted model, not a curated record. The transcript has 6 exons. NCBI's taxonomy places the organism in Eukaryota, Viridiplantae, Streptophyta, Magnoliopsida, Fabales, Fabaceae. Gene Ontology annotation, molecular function: zinc ion binding. Bases 1962 to 2921 code for a protein of 319 amino acids.